UUUAGACUGGUUUUGGGGCGUUUCCUGUUUCAUUAGUGACAGUUUUGAUACUAUUGGGUAAUCCAUUGUAAGAGAAAAAGAGACUCAAAGACUCAGAUGUUUCAAAGAGCUACUUCAUCAUAAAUUGUUUUGUUAUUCGAAAAAAUAAUAUAUUUGUUUAAAUUGAACUUGAAAUAAGAGAACUUCUUGUUCUGGACAGAACAGUUUAUCAUGACAUCAAUGAGUCAUUAAAAAAAAUACACAAAUCUUACAUUGUAACAAUGUCAGCAAGAAGAUUAAUAAAUAGCCGCAUGGGUCGAAACCAGGGCCAGGGCGGUGGUUCCAUUCCCAGAGCUGUAAACGGGGGUAAUGUUCACUAUGUGGCUGUGAGACAAGAUGUUGUUACCCGUAAACGUGAGGAAAGAACGGUUCGAGAGGCAUUCAGAAGGGAGAAGAAAAUGACUUCGUAUCUGGAGGAGGAUGAAAAUUUCCCAAAUUUUAGGAACCAGCUUGCUAAACUUGGGCUAGAACUGAGAGAUAUUCCAGGAGAUGGGAACUGCCUAUUUCGGGCCCUGGGGGACCAGUACGAGGGUCAUGUGCGUAACCACUUCCGACACCGACACGAUGUUGUCAAGUACAUGGUCGACAAUAGAGUGGACUUUGAACCAUUCCUUGCCGAUGAGGAUACUUCAUUUGAUAGAUAUAUCCAUGCAUUACAGAAGAUGGGAACAUAUGCAGGCAAUGAUGCCAUCGUAGCGUUCGCACGACUUCACCAAGUGAACAUCAUUAUUCACCAACUCAACUCUCCAUUUCUCCUGAUCCAGGGCCUUGAGUCUUGCAGUACGUCAACGCGCCAAUUACACAUAGCCUAUCAUAACGGGGACCACUAUUCUAGUGUGAGGAAAGUGGGCGACAACACCGAGUCACCCACCAAUAUAAAGCUAAAGAUAGGGGAUAGUGACACUCUGACUGGUCCUAAGGAAUACACAGGAUAUGCAACAGGGGAGGAUGGGAUGGUGAGAGCCGUUAGAGAUUCUUCAAGACUUGUAGACGAAGUCAUGAAUGUUACUGGAUGUAAGGACUAUGAACAUGUGUAUGAGAGCCUGGCAGAUUGUGAUUACGAUGUGGACGCCACCAUUGCCUACGUCAUGCAAACCAUGGAAAUGUCAAAUGGUGCCACUACGGAUGAUUCAGCCUCACUUGCGUCCCAGAUGACCUCAACAGACAGUGGAAUAUGGUCAGAGAACAGCUCCACCCCAACCAAAACCAUGACAGGCAAACCAGGGCUGGACGUGAACCACAACCAUCUCGGUGCUAAAGGUCACUAUCGGGAUGUGAGUUAUGGGGGAAGCUCUGGUUACGGGUCAGUGAGCGAGCAUACAAGUGGCGCCAGGCCCAAAGUGAACAUUGAGGUGCAGCCUGCCGCUGAUAAGGGAGGGAAGCAGAAACAAUCGAGUAAACAGGCAAAGAAGCAGAAGAAGUUGGAGAAGAAAGCUAGAGCUGAGGAGAAACAUCGCAUGAAGUUCCUCGGCAUGCAACCACAGGUACAGGAUGAGGAUGCGGAUCUGAUGACGGUGAUAGUGAAGGAUUUGAAAAUGGCCAGAAUAUGAAAUGAUAAAAUAUAUUAUAUAGUUUGUGAUAGCUACAUCUUGAAUUAUGAGUUUAAAGAUUGACUGUUCAAUAAGACAUUGAGUUUAGAUAAAUAUACAUAUCUCACUGAAGGGAAAUCUUGUUAUAGCUAUAGUUAUGCAAAUAUGUAUUCCUCUAUAUUUAUUCCCAAGGAAUUACUUUUCAAAACCAUGAUGUUCACAAUUUGAUAACAAAUGCUGUGUUUCAUUAAGAGAUCUUAGUUGUUAACCUUAAACUGCAUAAAAGUUCUUGGGGACAUCCUUAAAGUUAGGAGCAGAAUCUAUAUCAUAAAUGUUCUUCCGAUAUUUAUAUUGAAACACAGUUUAUGUCUAAAUGGGAUUACACCUGGAAAUUUAUUAUCUUAAGAUAUUUAUUGAUACUGGGGCCAGGGAUAAUUAUGUUAAUUCAAAAUUUAUGUUAAUUCAAAAGUACAAGAAUUGGUGGGAUUGGACUUAUAACUUACAUAAUUGUUAAGUGUGUAUAUAGAUAUAUUAAACCUUACACAAAUAUUGUGUUGAGGAAAUGAAUUAUAACACAUACUGUGUAUAUUUUGACUACAGGUUUGAUAAAUUUUUCAUUUGUUUCACUGUUGAAUUAUUGCAUAAAUGGUUCAUAUUUCCAUGUUGGUUGUUAUUGGGGUUCUGGUGACAAAUUCAAGCUGUCAAAGGCUGAAGGCAACAUUGAUAUAACUUGGUGAAUUAUGUAGGAAGUAAGGUGAAUGUUGCAUUGAUCCCUCUGUGUAUUGAACUGCUGUCUUUCUGUAACAUAGUGUUGUCUAUCAGUAUCAUGAUUUGUUUGCUCAGUGUUAUGUUUUUAUGUGAUAGUAUUGUAUAAAACUCUGAUUUGAUUUAUUUGAUUAGUCCCAUAUUAAUAAAGUAUUCCCUUUAACAUCAAUGCAGGUUCAUAAACACGUUGAGCUGACACAUAUGUGACACAUACAUGUUUGUUUACUCCUUUGAGAUGGACUGAACACUUAUUGCAAAUAUAAUGACAGGGUUUUCCCAGGGUAUUUUCAGAUGGGGGCCUUGAACCCGCAUGAUUGACAAACGUGGGGCGGGGGGGGGGGGGUAUAUUGUAUGGUAAUUGUAUAGGGUUUAUAUUGGACAAAAGUUUAUCUUUGGGUGUCCUAGAAAUGCACUAACGGUCCAAGAUAGGGUACUAUUAAAUAAACUUUUGAGUUAUGGAUGCAGAUUUUCUCUGUGAGGGAAAUCCCUCGAAAUAAUACCAUAUGCUUAAGAGAUGAACUCAUUGUAUUGUCAUAUGCAUAAUAAGCUAAAUCCAAUUCUGUUAUGUCUUUCUCAUGUGUUUAAGAGAAAUAUCUUAACUACUCUUGCAGAUAUUAAAUCAAUGUGAUAGCACUUUAUAUGAAUGUGUUUGUAGUGUUCUUUUGCAGGGUACAAACUCUUAGGAUAAUGUUUAGGUAUCCAUGUCAACAUAAAUGGAAUGGCAGAUUGUUCAGACCUUUGUUCAAGCUAACAAUGUUGUACAGCAUCAUUGCUAACUUAGUCAUGAAACAAUUUAUGCCAUGUUUAUAUAUUAAAAACAACAAACAAGCAAAACAAGAAGUUGUUGUCUCCAUAUAAGAACUACUGCAAAUCACAAGUGGAUCCAUGAAACUAUCAGAAAAUAAUUCGCCACUAGAAUCCCCGAGAGUUAAAGAUUUGAAAGUUAAAAAUGAUGGCAUUACCAAUGAUGACGUUAACACUGAUAAUUUCAACAAUGUUGAAAACUUAAAACAAGGUCAGAUCAGUCAGCCAACGUAGUGCAACUUGUUAUAUUUACAUUCUGUUAGACAUAUUUGCUGUUGUUGUUGAAUCAUUUUAAUUUAUGGGCAUUAACUUUGGAAAGAUUACUUUCAAAGAUUUAGAUUUGUUUUCCUUAAUUGUUAAAUUUAUUUACAAGCCUAUUUAUUUAGUAUAGUUUCUUAUGUUGGCUGUCUUCAUGAAACUUAUCAUGACUUGUACAGAAGAUGAUUUAAAAUAUUGGUCUAAAGUGAAGGCUAGUAGAAAAUGUUUCUAAUAAACUAAUUGUAUAAAUAUUGACUGGUCAGUGUUUAAAACUGCACUGUAUUUUGUUUUGUUUAAAAUACAAUUAAUAUAAAAAGUCAUGUUAAUUGUUUAAGAUAAUUAGAAGAAAUUGCAUGUUUAUAAUUAACGUACAAUUUCGUAUAAACAUUAGAAAGAAUAGUCUAUAUACAAAUUACAUGGGUAGUAGUAAUGUACAUUUAUGUUAGCGUAGAAAGUAAUGUAAGAAUACAUGUACUGUAUCUGAUGGUGAAGUGUCAUAGAAACCAUUAAUUGUCACUUAAAUGCAAUAAAUUUAUAUCCGCUUCUAUUUCUUUAUGCAUUUAUCGCGUUAUUGCACUAGGCUGACCAUUUUUUUUAACAUGUAUGCUGUAAAUAUUUAUAAUUCUAUGUUUUUGUUUUGUAUAAUAUUUGUAAUUGUUUAUUAUACAUAGAGAUUGCAUCAUAUCAAUAUUGAAUGUUGAAAAUGUUAUUCAUGCUUUAUGCUAUGUAUAGUUUGCACUGUACAUACUAUACAAAACCAGGGGUGGUAUUCACAAAACAUCUUAAGUCAUUUUCUUAACAUAAGUUGAUUUCCUAACAUUUUCAUUGUCAAAUUAACAGAAAAGUACACACGUUUUUGACAUAAAAGUAUAAACAUUCCAUCGAAUCAAUGAAAAUAAAGUAUUACAGAUGUUAUUAUAUUAUAUAAUCAGUGGGGUACUUAACUUGAGAAAAGGACUUAAGUUUAUGUAGGAAAUGAUGUAAGAUGUUGUAUGAAUAUUGGCCCUGACCCAUUACACUGAAGGCAAUAUAAUCAUGUCAGUAGUAUUUGUUUUUGUAUCCAUGCAAUGUAGUAUUCAGAACCAGUGAAUUGUAUUUAUCUAUUGUAUCUUAUAUGAAUUUGAAUCUUACAUGAAUUGUAUAAAUGUUUAUGUUUUUCUAUUGAAUUGUACAUGUAACUGAAUGUUUAGUUUUCUAUUGACUACCAUGGUUGAGUAACUGUCGGCUGACUAACUUGAGUGAGCAUGGCAGAGUAAAUAGCUUUAUCAUGGACUUGUGUUAGCAUGGCAGAGUAAAUAGCUUUAUCAUGGACUUGAGUGAGCAUGGCAGAGUAAGUUGCUUUAUCAUGGACUUGUGGAAAUGGAUAUGAAACUAAGGUUAUUCAUCGUACAAGAUUAUGAUUAGAUGUUUACAACUUACAUUUGAUGAGGUUAUGUUUAAAAUAAGCUAAUGAGUAUAAGUUACUUACAACAUUGGUAAACCUAAGUGAGAUCAUAGCCUUGGUGCUUCGAAGCAUGCACAAGCUUCGUUAUCAGUCAUAACCUUGGAAACAAUUGAAGACAUUUGUUCACUGUGUGUAGCAAGUCCCAUAACUCUGUCUAACACGUUUCAGGAGGUCAUACCCCUCAAGUCAGAUGAGUGUUGGUAUUAGUUUGUGGUGCUUUUGUUGUAAACCAGAGACAGUAUUGCUGUGCAAUACCUUUACAAACUCUGACUUUGUCACGAGCACUAUCUUAUAGACUUGUCACUUCUUGUGAGCAUCUUUUCCAAAUUCUUAUUCUUGUAGUUGUUAUACAAUUUUCUAAAAGGAAUGUGCACAAUGUUAUUUGAGAUAUUUUGUUAAUCUUGCAAUAUUUUGUUAUGUAGUCUUGGGCUCAAUUUUUGUAAAUGAGCUUUUAUAUAGACAUGGUCUUUUUACAUGAAAGUUUGAAAGCAGGUGGUAAAUGUUUGUCUUUCAGUUGUUACUGGGCAGGGGUAUAUAUCAUUGAUUGUGAUAGCUGUAUUUAUAUAUAUCUAAGUACUUGAAAAGUGAAGAGUUUCUCUUAUUACUAGUAUAAAUACUAGUAACUUGCAGAUUCUAACAUCUUCUGUUUUCUUAAAAUAAAACAAAUAUGCAGUUAAUUAUAAAAAAACUGCUGUUUCAAUGUGAGAUUUAUGAGUUUUACUUCUGAGUAGGAGGUUGAAUUCAUUAAUUUUGUAAUAAAAUGUGAUUAUGUUUUUUAAAUACUAUUUGUAUACAAGGCAUCAGAAUCUUGUAUAAAAUGCACAUGGUAGUUUGUGUUACCAUAUUUAUGUUGUAUAUACCCUUGUUGCUUCAGGCAUUCCAGGAUGGCAAUUGUAUCAAAUACUCGUUGGAAAAUACCAAAUGUCAGCUUUACAGGCAAUAUUGUAACAUAGUCAGAAACCAUAUACCAAUAUUUACACCUCAACUUCCAUUCCUUAAAUGAACUGCCUUUCGGCAAUUGCGUUCAUCAAUCGAUGAACACAACAUCUUCGGAUAUGUUCGGAUCGUAAUUCAUUGCAUAACAAUAUACAUGAAAGCUAUUGAUCUUGUUAUUGGUUGUAUUGUGUCUGCAGGUCCCGUAAAAUAUACAUCAACAUUUUUAAAAGUGUUAGUUUAUUAUAUUUUAAAUAUAAUGGUACAAGAAGUGUUUAAAUUUUACGUUUUAAAGUGAUUUCAAGUGGUUGAUCUUUUCCUGCGUUAUUGUGACGUCAUUUGAAAAAAAUGUUUCCGGUUAUAGUCGGGUCGUUCUAUUUACAGAAUGGGUAAGAACGGAUUACUUAAAGGUUUUCUUAAAUGAAAUGAAGAAUUUUUUUAACAAUUCUUGAACGAAAUAAUGAACUAUUGGUGUAAAUAUAAGGAAUGAAUUGCGAGGUUGAUGUCAUUAUCGGGGAUAUGAACGCAAUUGGGUUGGUCAAAGUACGCGUGGAGUCCACACACAUUGACCAACCCAAUUGCGUUCAUACCCCAAUAAUGACAUCAACCCCGCAAUUCAUUCCUUAAUUAGUCUUAUGUUCAGUUAGUUUCAUGCCACAGAAUUUAACUAACAUGAUAAAAAUGUUAAACAUUUGAUUUGAGAAAGAUUUUGAUUGGUGGUACCGUAUUUUCCCGACUAGAAGACGGGGAAAUUUGGUCCCGAUUUUGAACCUUAAAGUAGGGGCCCGUCUUAUAAGCGAGUCUAUAAGAAUAGAGUCAUAAUCACGAAUAUUCAACAUAAGGUAUUCAACUGACUUAUUUAUUGUCUGUUGAUGACACCCCAAUAACAAUGACACGAUCACACCCAUCGGAUUAAGACGACCAUCUGCUUUGCACCUGUAUUUAAAGCAUAUUUUGUGGAAUGUAACAUCGUACCAGUAGGUAUUUUUACCUAACACUCUCAUACAAAAAAGAUACUCAAUACAUCUAGCAAGUUUUAUGGGUGGAACACUGAAGCUUAUUUUGUGAAAUUUGACAUCUAGAUCCAGUAGGUAUUCGUUAUGAUACACUUGCAUAAUUAUGAAACCUGUAUUGCCUGUUUGUUGAAUCUAAUGAUUCUGUGUUACGUUUAGAUUAUAUUUUGUAACUUUGUAUGCAAUAAAAAACCUGUUGAAUGAUUUACUUUUUCAAUAAAAAUAGUGAAAAAUGUC
Molecule: messenger RNA, 7022 nt
Organism: Mya arenaria
Lineage: Eukaryota; Metazoa; Mollusca; Bivalvia; Myida; Myidae
Product: OTU domain-containing protein 3-like
Exons: 9
Coding region: 261-1589 (442 amino acids)
Biological process (GO): protein deubiquitination
Molecular function (GO): cysteine-type deubiquitinase activity
Source: RefSeq, a predicted model, not a curated record